CAAAAUCGAUGUCGGAUAGGAGGAAAUAUUAUAAGAUGGUUCAACACACAUGACUUCCUGUCUCUGCUAAAUUACCAGAGAUUCCUGUCUCUGAAACUACCAGAGAUUAGUCUCUAACAGGUAACAAAACAUGGAGUUUGCUGAAUUCAUUAAGAAACCCAUGGUCAACAAUGUGGUUUUAUGGAAGCCAUUCCGUAAAUCUGUUGAAGGGACACUGUGUAUAACAGGUCACCACCUCAUUCUGUCGUCAAGGAAGGAUAACAAGGAGGAAUUAUGGUUGCUACACAACAAUGUUGACAGUAUAGAAAAAAAACUCUCUCAGCCUGGUGGAAUUCUCUCCCUGAAGUGUAAAGACUUCACACUUGUUGCCCUCGAGUUUCAGUCAGCAGAAGACUGUCUUAAUGUCGGAGCUUCGGUAGAACAGCUCUCCAAUAUAGACAACUUGACAUUGAGCUACCCAUUUUUUUACCGGGCCAUGUUUGAGCCCCUGGAGGAUGGAUGGCAGGCGUUUCUCCCUGAGAACGAGUACACACAGUGUAAAGAAUGCUCGGAAGAUUGGAGACUCAGCUAUGUCAACAAGGACUAUUCGGUGUGUCCAUCCUAUCCACAUGCUGUCGUUGUACCGAAGACAGUUGAUGAUGAUACCCUUGUAAAAGCGGCCCAGUUUCGUCAGCAUGGCCGGUUUCCAGUUCUGAGCUAUUACAGUAAACAGACUAAGGCAGUGAUGAUGCGGAGUAGUCAGCCCCUGACGGGUCAGAACAAUAAGCGAUGUCGGGAAGAUGAAAAGCUGGUCAAUUCUGUGCUUGGCAUAGGCAAGCGUGGUUACAUAGUGGACACAAGAUCAUCAAGUGCUGCAAAGUCCGCCCAAAGUAAAGGUGGGGGCUAUGAACCUGAGGCUCACUACUCACAGUGGAGGAGGAUUAACCAGCCUAUAGAACGCCGACAACACUUCCACGAGUCCCUGAUCAAGUUAAUGGAAGCUUGUAGUGAUAAUGGCGCGAGUAUGGACAAGUGGCUGUCCAAACUGGAAUCCAGUAACUGGCUGUCCAACAUCAAAGACAUUCUCACCUGUGCUUGUACUGUAGCACAGUGUAUGGACUCUGAGGGAGCUUCAGUGUUGGUCCAUGGAUCAGAGGGACUUGAUACAACACUUCAAGUUACCUCCCUUGUACAACUGAUCCUUGAUCAUGACUGCCGAACCAUUAAUGGGUUUGAAGCAUUGGUGGAGAGAGAAUGGCUUCAGGCAGGGCAUCCCUUCAGUGACCGAUGUGCCAAGUCAGCAUAUGCCACAACCAAAACACGACAGGAGUCUCCGACAUUCCUAAUGUUUCUCGACUGUGUCUGGCAGAUCUGGCAACAGUUUCCGUGUUCAUUUGAGUUUACUGAAGAUUUCCUCGUCAUUAUACUACAGCAUGCAUAUUCCUCACAGUUUGGUACAUUCCUGUGUAAUAACGAAAGGGAGAGAAGACAUUACCGUUUAUCAAAGAAAACCGUUUCUCUAUGGACCUAUUUAGCUCGACCUGAAGUUUUGGGUAAUUUCCUCAAUCCAAUGUAUGAUCCUAAUCCAAGAGUCAUUUGGCCGUCUGUCGCUCCACAAAGUUUGAGUUUAUGGGCAGGACUGUACCAGCGAUCAAUAAUCAACCAAUCAAAACAAAAGGAGGCGUGGCAAGAAAUCACAAAGAUUAGAGAGUAUGACAAAGAGCUGAGGUCAAAGGUUACAAAACUCCGAAGGCAACUGGCAUCACUGGAGCGGGAAGCCCUGGGGGCGGGGGUAAUCAUGCCCGCGGGACUGGAUGUGGACUGUACCAUUGAUUAAUAUACCCCACGACAUAAAUAGAUGGACCAAGGGCUUAAAACAAAAGUGAUCAACCAAGAAUUUCAAGCACCUGUUUCGUUAGCAUAUAUCAAACUGGUUGUAAUUUCAUGGACAUACUCGACAGUUAAUGGCAAAUUAUCCCCACCUAUGGACUGGAGUAAAGAAAUAUUUACAACGUUUGGAAAAUAAUCUCUUUUACUUAAAAACUUGUAUCCAGUUAAAGUGUUGUAUUAGAUAAGAAAAAUAUUGAUUUGACCACCGUUUUAAAAUAUCCAAAAAUUGUAUUUAUUCUUUAGCAUUGUAUCUGUAUUUCUGUUGUUACUAACUGAGCAGUUUCUGAUGAAAAAAAAGUUUAAUCUUAGGAAACAGAAGAUUUAACAGCCAUGUCAAAUGUCAAAUAAGCUUAGAUAGAUAUUGUGGAGGUGUAUAAACAUGUCUGUAUGUGUAGCUAUAGAUGUGAUUAAAAAAAGCAAAAAGGUGUAAAAAGAUAAAGCACUUUGUGUAUCGUACAUGAAUGAAAGUCAGAACUAACACAUGCGUGAUGUCAAUAUGUAUAAACCUUGUACUAGAAAAGAGCUUAGGGUUACCAGUGUAGUUUAAACUAACAACAGAUUAAGAAUUUCAUUCGUGAGGCGUACAUGUACUAUCCUAAACUUUAUCAGUUACUUCAAUGAUUUCAGUGGUCGAGGUGAUUGAAUAUCCAAUGACUAAUAUUGAAUGUGUUUUGGAAAAAUCAGAGAGUUAGAUUUAAAAAGUAAAAAAGUGACAAACACUGAAAGUAGAUAAUAAGAGUAUAAAUGAUCAUGUAAAUCUUUACUGUUAUGUAAAACAGCGGAUAAACUGUAAAAAUAUACUACAGAAGUUACUUCUCAUUGUAUACUACAAUACAUCCCUUUAUAACCAAACCAAUUAUUACUGUUACAAGUAUUGUGAGCACUCUUUAGCUAGUUAGUUAGUAUAGAUGUAAGAGACUGCUAUUUAUAUGUACAGUACUUCUUACUUAGGAACCAUUGUUUUAAAAACCUACCUGAAUUGUGACAAGUUGUCGUUAUAUGAAAUGUGACAAGUUGUCGUUACUUGAAUUGUGACAAGUUGUCGUUACUUGAAUUGUGACAAGUUGUCGUCACUUGAAUUGUCACAAGUUGUCGUUACAUGAAUUGUGACAAGCUGUCAUUACUUGAAUUGUGACAAGCUGUCAUUACUUGAAUUGUGACAAGUUGUCAUUACAUGAAUUGUGACAAGUUGUCAUUAUUUGAAUUGUGACAAGCUGUCAUUACUUGAAUUGUGACAAGUUGUCGUAACUUGAAUUGUGACAAGUUGUCAUUACUUGAAUUGUGACAAGCUGUCAUUACUUGAAUUGUGACAAGUUGUCGUCACUUGAAUUGUGACAAGUUGUCGUUACAUGAAUUGUGACAAGUUGUCGUUACUUGAAUUGUGACAAGUUGUCGUUACUUGAAUUGUGACAAGUUGUCGUUACAUGAAUUGUGACAAGUUGUCAUUAUUUGAAUUGUGACAAGCUGUCAUUACUUGAAUUGUGACAAGUUGUCGUAACUUGAAUUGUGACAAGUUGUCAUUACUUAAAUUGUGACAAGCUGUCAUUACUUGAAUUGUGACAAGUUGUCGUCACUUGAAUUGUGACAAGUUGUCGUUACAUGAAUUGUGACAAGUUGUCGUUACUUGAAUUGUGACAAGUUGUCGUUACUUGAAUUGUGACAAGUUGUCGUUACAUGAAUUGUGACAAGUUGUCGUUACUUGAAUUGUGACAAGCUGUCGUUACUUGAAUUGUGACAAGUUGUCGUUACUUGAAUUGUGACAAGUUGUCGUUACUUGAAUUGUGACAAGUUGUCGUUACUUGAAUUGUGACAAGUUGUCGUUACUUGAAUUGUGACAGAUUGUCAUUAUUUGAAUUGUGACAAGUUGUCGUUACUUGAAUUGUGACAAGUUGUCGUUACUUGAAUUGUGACAAGUUGUCGUUACUUGAAUUGUGACAAGUUGUCGUUACUUGAAUUGUGACAGAUUGUCAUUAUUUGAAUUGUGACAAGUUGUCAUUACUUGAAUUGUGACAAGUUGUCGUUACUUGAAUUGUGACAAGUUGUCGUUACUUGAAUUGUGACAAGUUGUCGUUACUUGAAUUGUGACAAGUUGUCGUUACUGAAACUGUGACAAGUUGUCGUUACUUGAAUUGUGACAGAUUAUUGCUUCGUUGUACUGUGAUAAAGUUCAGGUGUCUGUGUAUGUCUGUGUAGCUGGCUAAUACAGUUUGUCUAAAGCCUGUGUGAUCAGCAAAAACUUCUAUUUAUCUGCUUCAGUCGCAUGGAAAUUGAGGAUGAUGGGACGGGGGUGUUUAUACUGUAAAGGUUGUGUUCAUAAGAUACAAUAUUGAAAUAGAAUGGAGAUCUCCCAAUGCUUGUUCUUCACUACAUUUGGGUUGAAGGUCCCAGACUGAAAGAGAGACUUGUGACUUCAAGAGGAUAUGCAUUUUCCUCAUUAUUACCCUCCCUUGUUUUCGUAAUGUAAUUGAAUUCCUAUGACCCCCAACUUAAUUGACACUGUAUUAUUUUGAAACACUGUUAGCCUGAACUCAGACUAUUUUUCUGAAAUUAGAGAUUUCAAGUUUUACAGUAUAUAAUCCUGGGAGAUUUCCAUGUGUACAUAGUAACAAGUGGGCUUGUGCAAUAGUAAUGUAUUAAUAUCCAUGUACUGAUUUAGUAACCAUGCUGGUCAUGUGUAAAGCUAACUAGGCCACAAAUAUCACCAAUAUAUAAUUAAAACAUCCACCUGACCCUGGGACUCCAGAAUGAAUCACUUCUGUCCAUGGUGGGGUUUCCUACAUCUUACUAAUUCUAUUACAUAGAAAGGAAAUUAUCCAAAAAAAUUCUAUAGGUGGUACCCCAAAACAAAACCUGGAGUCCACGGGAUGGGUAGAUAUUUUACUGGAAUAGCCCAGGGCCCUAAUACACUUUUAAAUCGAUGUGUAUUUAUAGAAAUAUCCAUGCUCGGGAUAGGAUAUCUUUGUAAAAGCAUUGAGCUUCUGAUCUAAUAAUGAUAAUUUGUGAACAGCUUUGGGACGGCUCUGUUGCUGUGAUGGAACAGUAUAUCAAACUCCCAAAGUAUUAUUCAGAUAGUAUUUUAGAAUUAGCAACAACAACAAAAAAAUUCUAGUCCACAGCAAAAUUUUACUCCUAAUAUGCAAUGUGUAACUGCCGUGAUAUUUUUGGUUUGGCUGAAGCUUAUGUUUGAAAAAUGAUAUAUAUAUAAUUAUUUGUUCUUGUGAUGUAACUGAUAUAUACUGGUGAUGUUACUAUAAAUAGGACCUGUUACUGUAUGUAUACUAUGUUUUCAUUGGCUGUUCAUGUAAUUCAAUCUAUUCAAUAUUUGAAAUGUGCACUAUGGUGAUUAAUAAAUUUAAAAAAAAACA
This is a messenger RNA of Pecten maximus, 5234 nucleotides long. RefSeq names its product myotubularin-related protein 9-like. Gene Ontology annotation, biological process: negative regulation of autophagy. The coding region runs from base 131 to 1816 and encodes 561 amino acids. The record is from RefSeq and is a predicted model, not a curated record. NCBI's taxonomy places the organism in Eukaryota, Metazoa, Mollusca, Bivalvia, Pectinida, Pectinidae. The transcript is spliced from 15 exons.